AUUACGCAUCUAAUCAGCGCAGUAUUUUAAGCUUACUCUCCAGGCAACAUCGCUGCAAAAGCCUUGCAAGCUGGUGAGAGACGUCUGCUCCGGACCCUGAAGAGUCUGGAGUCCUUCCCAGCGAAUAGUCUCUCACUCUGCGGAGCAAGCCAGCUCAAUUACUGGAGAACAAGAUUGGUGCUUGCCACCGCCCUCCCCUCCUGUCUUCAAUAGGAGCGGGGAAGUGGAGAUCUGCUUCAGUGCGCACAGGAGUGACCAAGUGCAGCUGGCUACCGGAGCAGCGACCUGGACGCGGGUGCUUUCCUCAGUCCGCGGACACACGAGCACAGCGCUGGACCAUCCCGGCAGGGCUCGCGGGUGACAUCACUCCUGAAGAUACCCGCUCUCUAGUCCUUGCCUUCACAAAGCCUCUAUCAGUGUGUUUGUGGGUCUCUGGAGAGGGCUUCCUGGGAAGAGAGGAAGGCGAGUAGCGACCAACCAGACCAGAGGAGGCAAAAGAGUAGCGGGGAGUGAAGGAGUACCCCAGAGGGCAUCGACAUGAAAUUCAACGCUGCACACUACCUGCUGCCCCUUCUGCCUGCACUCGUCUUCAGCACCAGACAGGACUACGAGGAGCUAGAGAAGCAGCUGAAGGAAGUGUUUAAGGAGCGCAGCACAGUCCUGCGGCAGCUGACAAAGACGUCCCGAGAACUGGAUGGGAUCAAAGUCAACCUUCAGUCUUUGAAAAAUGAUGAGCAAUCUUCCAGAACAGAUGUUCAGAAGCUUCUGGAGUUAGGCCAGAAGCAAAGGGAAGAAAUGAAGUCUCUCCAGGAGGCCCUGCAGAAUCAGCUUAAAGAGACAUCUGAGAAAGCAGAGAAGCAUCAGGCUACAAUUAAUUUUUUGAAGACUGAAGUAGAAAGAAAGAGCAAAAUGAUCCGUGACCUACAGAAUGAGAAUAAAAGCUUGAAGAACAAAUUGUUGUCUGGAAGCAAGCUGUGUGGGAUGCAUGCCGAAGAGUCGAAAAAAAUCCAAGCCCAACUGAAGGAGCUCCGUUAUGGGAAGAAAGACUUGUUAUUUAAGGCCCAACAGCUCACAGAGCUGGAACAGAAGUUAGCUGUUGCCAAAGAUGAGCUUGAGAAAGCAGCUCUGGACAGGGAAUCCCAGAUAAAAGCAAUGAAAGAGACUGUACAACUCUGCUUGACGUCAGUUUUCCGUGAUCAGCCUCCUCCUCUCAGUCUCAUCCCAUCAAAUCCAUCACAGAUGUUGAAUCUGCCCAGAACAAUUGCUUUCAAGAUUCCAGAUUCGAAGACAAAAAGCAAGUCACAGAAAACUUCUCCAGGAAAUCAUGAGAGCUCCCAAGUGCAGUCAACAAAGGAAGAGACGAGGAGAACCUCUGUGUGUGGUCCUCAAGAUGAGGGUAGUCCCUGUUUGGUGAAGCAUGAGGAGGGUCCCCAAAGAAACCUCACUGCAGAAUCAGAGCCUGCAACACAGAAAUUGCAAAUGCCUCCUUGUCCUGAAUGUGAGGAGAAGACAGACCCAGAGAAACAACCAGCUGGUUUUGGUGGUACUCCAGCUAGAGAAGAAAAAUUACUGUAAAACAGGAGGCACGGAGUCAGGAGCUUUGCUUUCCUGCCAUCUUAUGUUUCUAGAGUACAGGCUUGAUGGAAACACCAUGUUUCUAAAGCAUGCAACAUGUUUUCAAAAUUUUAAGUAACUUUAUAAAGUGGACUACACAAUUUCCAAAAGUUACCAGGCCAAUUGUGAACUUUAGCAAUAAUCGAAUGGAAAGGAUUUCCUCACUUAUACAUAUCUAACUGUCCUCCCUUAAAUUACCCCAUCUAAACUGAUCCCUUUGGAGCUAAACCACAACUUGAACAUUUCUUGGUCUUUGUGUGGUUAUGCAGUGCCUCUGAGGUCUGGUGGCUAACAUCAGCUCUAGGAUGCUCAAAUUUAAGUACAAAUUGCACAUAUGUGAAGGUUUUGGUCCACAGUGGCUGCCUGGUGUCAUUCCUCCAAAGUUGGAAUUUGCAGAUAAGAAUACAUUAUUUUACAUAUUUAUUGCUUGACUCAUUACAUUGACUUAAUAACCAUUUGAUAUAAUUAUGCUCAGUUAAUUCUGUAAAUGAUAAGUUAGUUACUAGAAUUCAUUAGUUAGAUUUAAUAUGUUAUACAUACAGAGUUUUGUUUUUUCUGUUUUUGUAGAAUGAGUUAUAGAUAUCUUUAAUAUUAUUUUUUAAAUUUAAGGCAUUCUUUAUGCAUAUAUGCUGAUAUUGUUUCAAGAUGUGAAUCAAGGUGUCUGAAGGACCAGUAUUAUUUUUUCUCAUGUUAAAUAAAAUGUAAGGUGGGAAGAAAAUUCUAAAAUAGUAACAGGCAAGUUGUCCAAAAACAUUUUAGAAUGGACAUUUGAUUAAUAAAAAAUAUGAUGGAAUCAUUUUAGAAAAGCAAUGGGGUUUUUGCUUGAAGAUAGGAUUCCAUGAGAAUAUUACUGAUUGGAAAAGUCAGGCUCAUCAUAAUUAGAGCAUAACUCAUAAUCAAGGAAAUGGAUAUAUGAAUAAUAAUCUACUCAAGACCCCACUUGGCAGAUAAAAUUGAACCAACAGAUGAAGUCAGGGAGUCCACACUGACUGAGUACAUUCACUCUUAUUGAAUAAACACAUUUUGAAAGUUCAGAAAAAAACAUAAAAUCAUUAGCAGAGAAAGGAACAUGACCAUACAUUAAUUAAUGCAGAGUAGUGUUGUAGAUUUUAUCAAUAUUUUUACUCUUUUAAAAACAAAAAUACAUAAUUCUACAAGUGGCCCAUGAAUCUUUAGAUGAACUGACCAAGAUGAAUAUACAAUCAGGAGGCCACAUUUCUACUCACUGUCUCACUUGUUCCAGCCCACUCCACCUCAGUUUCACAAAAUAUUAGAUUUUAUUGAAUAAUGGGCUUAUAGUUUUCUGUUUCUUUUUCUUUUUAAGCAAAAUCUCCUAUGUGUCAAGUUAGACUCACUUACUACACAGUAAGUAUCCUUACUGCCUCCACCUCUCAAGUGCUGGGGUUUCAGCCACUCAACACUAUAGUAAUGAAAAGAAAAUUGAUUUGGGUUUAAUUUAGGAUUACUUUUCAUCUCCUGCCUAGGGCACUAAUGUCGCGCCGCAUCUCUGGGGGAUGUUAGUCAGGUUUUCUGCUAGCACGCAGGAUGUGAAAUCCCUGACUCCUUGGAGGAGUAACAAGUUUGAGCAACCUUGUUUUCCAGUUGUAGAUCUAAUUUGCUUUGACUUCCUGUUCUAGAAUGUGAUAAUAUAAUCAGUUUGCUUUUCUUAACUCUUGGAAUGAUAAGAUGAGUUUGAGUCAAAUGGUAAAACUUCCUCUGAAAAUGUGUGUGGUCACUUAUACCCACAAGUUGUCUCAGUCUAUCUGUCAUAUUUGAAAGAAACACCUUAAGAACAUGAGGGAUUUUUGGAACCAUUUUUAAGAAACACUGUGAAAGCUCUUUUAACAACUUGAUAGGGAUGCUUUUAGUAUGGUUUGUGGUUAUUCUUUAAUGUGUUUUGUCUCUCUUUGCCCUUUCCUCGCUUUGAGACUAGACCAGAGAUGUUUAAACUAUUUUCACUACCAUGCCCAUCUUCUGAACUAUCAAUGUUAUGCUAGACAUUGUUUUGAAUAUGACUAUUUAAACACUGGCUGUUCUCACGUGGAAAAAGUAUUGUCUAAUAUAUUGACAAAACAUGGUGUGAUUCUGUUAAAUAUCUGCAAGGUUAAGUGAAAAAAUACUACUUUAGAUUUCACAGCUGUGCAUUAAAUCACUGCUGAGGACGCCCCUCUAUUUUAUAAUGGAAUACUAUAUUUAAUAUGUCUGUCCACAACUAAGAACAAUUUUCUCAAUUUUAUAUUAUAAUAAUUCAAUUUAAAGUGUGAAUCAAACAUAAUGAAUUCAUUUGUAAAUUAGAAAACUUUUUGAACUUUGUCUUUCUUUGUAUGUACAUAAACUAUGUUGAUUGAGCUAGUGCCUAAGACCUGUGAGUCCUGAAUGAGCACUGAUCGUGUCUGCUGAAUAGGACAUGCCCAGAAGAGGAUGGUGUCAGUCAUUCAUCUGGAUAAAGAUUUUCUUUACAAUUUCAAAUAUCUGAAUGCUGAAAAUACCAGCGGCUGACAUUGUUUUUGUCUUUGAGCAGCUAAUCAGACAUGCUGUUUUGUAAAACACACCAAAUUCCAAGCUCCCUCCUGUUUUCUUUACUGUUGUUUUGUUUUUCGUGGAGCAGACGUUUGCUGCUGUAGAUGGACAAGGUGUCCAGCUGGACUGAAAUUAAAUCUGUGAAUUUGCUACAAGGGAAUCUUUUAUUUUUAUAGCUCAGGUAAUGCAAUUAGCACUAACUGCACCAGAGGUGAGAAUAACAAUUGACAUACUAGAGUAGGGAGAGCUGGCAGAGUAAUGGCCAUGAUGCUUGUUUACAUAGGGGACUGUACUGUUACAAGGUCUAUAUUCCCAAGCUAUGUAUUCAUCUGGACUGUGUCACAUAAUAUUAGUGGUCAAGUAUUGAAAAAUAAAAAAGU
Myodes glareolus (Bank vole) is the source of this 4514-nucleotide messenger RNA. RefSeq names its product leucine zipper protein 2. Lineage: Eukaryota; Metazoa; Chordata; Mammalia; Rodentia; Cricetidae. The record is from RefSeq and is a predicted model, not a curated record.